Molecule: messenger RNA, 1539 nt
Organism: Thlaspi arvense
Lineage: Eukaryota; Viridiplantae; Streptophyta; Magnoliopsida; Brassicales; Brassicaceae
Source: the annotation of a GenBank genome assembly
AUGGGAGUGUCCUACAUCUUCAAUUAUCUUUUCUUCGUCUUCGUCUUAUUCUUCCUUCUCGUCUUCAGAUUCGUCUACAGUAACAUAUGGGUCCCUUGGAGAAUCCAAUCCCACUUCAAGAGGCGGGGCGUGACGGGACCUUUUUACCGGAUAUUCACCGGAAACUCCGCGGAGGUUAGCCGAUUAACGGCGGAGGCGAAAUCAAAGCCGAUCCCUUCCGGCGACAACCCUCAUCAUUUCGUCCACCGUGUGGCGCCUCACUACCACGCGUGGUCACGUGCCUACGGGAAGACGUUCCUCUACUGGUUCGGAGCGAAACCGGUGGUCGCCACGUCGGAUCCGAGACUAAUCCGGGAAGCUCUGACAACGAGCGGGUCGUUUGAUCGAGUCGGACAUAACCCUUUGUCUAAGCUGCUCUAUGCUCAGGGACUUCCUGGUCUGAGAGGCGAUCAAUGGGCUUUCCAUAGAAGAAUCGCCAUUCGAGCUUUCACCAUGGAGAAAGUCAAGAGGUGGGUGCCACAGAUGGUGACAAGUACUAUGACGUUGCUGGAGAAGUGGGAGGAGAUGAGAAAUGGAGAAGAGGAGAUUGAGAUAGAGGUACACAGAGAGAUACACGGUUUGUCUGCGGAUAUGUUAUCAAGAACAGCUUUUGGGAACUGUGUGGAAGAAGGGAAACAAAUCUUUGCGUUGCAGGAGCGUAUGAUGCGUCUCUUCUAUCUAGUUCGAUGGAGCAUUUAUAUCCCCGGUUUCAGAUUCUUUCCUUCAAGGACAAAUAGAGAGAUAUGGAGGAUCGAGAAACAGAUCCGUGGUUCUAUCGUGAGACUAAUCGAAAACAACAAGAAGACAGCCGCUGAGAAAUCAGGGACUCUGCUCCAGGCUUUUAUGUCUCCUAACACGAAUCAGAAUGGUCAAGAAGAGAAGCUUGGGAUUGAAGAAGUUAUAGAUGAAUGCAAGACUUUCUACUUCGCAGCUAAAGAAACAACCGGUGAUCUUAUGACUUGGGUUCUAGUCCUUUUAGCUAUGCACCAAGAAUGGCAAGACAUUGCUCACGAAGAAGUUAUACGCGUCCUCGGACCAACCGAGUUUCCCACUGCAGACACCUUACAAGACCUCAAAACUAUAGGUAUGAUAAUCAAUGAGACUCUCCGGCUCUAUCCUCCAGCGAUGACACUAAACCGUGACACUCUAAGGAGAGCUAAGCUCGGAAACCUUGAGAUUCCUGCAGGAACUCAACUCUAUUUAUCAGUCAUCGCGAUGCACCAUGACACAGAAACAUGGGGAGACGACGCGGAGGAGUUUAAUCCGCGUAGGUUUGAAGACCCUAGGAAACAGUCAGCUCUGCUUGUGCCGUUUGGGUUAGGGCCUAGGACUUGCGUGGGACAGAAUCUUGGAAUGGUUGAAGCCAAAACGGUUCUUGCUACGAUCUUGAGGCAUUACAGCUUCAGGUUGUCGCCAAGUUACGUCCAUGCUCCUGUUUUGUUUGUGACCUUGCAGCCUCAAAACGGUGCUCAUCUUCUCUUUAGUAGGAUUUCGAGAUAA